Molecule: messenger RNA, 1911 nt
Organism: Exophiala aquamarina CBS 119918
Lineage: Eukaryota; Fungi; Ascomycota; Eurotiomycetes; Chaetothyriales; Herpotrichiellaceae
Exons: 1
Coding region: 1-1911 (636 amino acids)
Molecular function (GO): ATP binding; nucleic acid binding
Source: RefSeq, a predicted model, not a curated record
AUGGCCUCGGCCAUGCGCCAGCGCCGGAGACCCGCCAGAAUGACGCUUUCGCAACAGGUCGAUCGAAAGCCCUCCGAAAGGACCAGAGGGAAUAGACCUGCGACAGGCCCUUUUGCUGGAAUGAACCAGACGGUUGCGAAUAUUCCUCCACGACGACGGUUAGACUCGCGCAUUCUCUCCAAAGGGAGACGAUCAAUUGAUGAAAGAUCUGCCAAUAGGCCCAGGAGCAGGCCUGUCUGGGCUGUUGCUUCCACAGGAGUUGAAGAUGACCCCGCUAUCCCUAACAAUGGAGACUCACAGGAGAAAUCAGCAAAGCCCACCCGGAAAAAGAGGAGCGACGAUGAUCGACCUUUGUUUCACGCCCUGAAAAUGCAGCAGGCCUUGACACCCAUGUCCUACGCUCAAAGAGACACCAUCAAGGCCAGGUUGGAGAAGAUCACUACCUUUGAAGAGCUUGGAUUGAUGCCCUAUGUCACCAAUAGUGUGUACACACAGUUGCUCCCUCAUUUGAAAGAAUACGCUCCAACGCCGGUGCAAAAGCUCGCCAUUCCCGCUCUACUCAGCAAAAGGGGCGCCUACGAGAAGGAGAAGAACCAAAAGGUCACUGGCAAGGCCCGCUUCGACAAGUUUCUUCUGGCCGCGGAAACUGGCUCUGGCAAGACAUUGGCAUACCUCUUGCCUGUCAUCAAUGCUGUCAAGCAGCAAGAGGAGCUGGAUAACAUACAAGAAGCGGAACGAAAAGCUCAAGAGGCAAAGGAGAAGGAAGAGCGCCUUCAAAACAACGUCUUUGCUGCCGAUCCAUCAGAGACUGAGAAGAAAUUCAAGUUUCACCCAAACACGGGCCGACCACGAGCUUUGAUCCUUCUUCCUUCCUCCGAAUUGGUCACUCAAGUAGGCCAAGUUGUCAAACUACUUGGCCACACGAUUAAAUACAAAUCCGCCAACUUCUCUUCCAGCAACUCUCCGACCUUGAUAUACAAAUCACUCUUUAAUCCGAUCGGCAUAGAUAUAGUUGUCUCUACGCCUCACUUGAUCGGAUCUAUUGCCCAAAAGGAGCCCAAUAUCCUUUCUCGAGUUCAAUACCUCGUUCUGGAUGAAGCGGAUUCCCUCUUGGACCGAUCCUUUGCAGAAGCCAGCGUCAAUAUAAUUGAUCGCUGUGCCCCCUCACUCAAGCAGCUCAUUCUCUGUAGUGCGACCAUUCCCCACAGUCUUGAUCGAUUUAUCGACAAGAACUUCCCUGACGCCAAACGAAUCGUGACACCCAAGUUGCAUACCAUUCCUCGUCGAGUUCAACUCGGAGCCGUUGACAUUGACAGAGAUCCUUAUCGUGGUUCACGCGACUUGGCCUGUGCCGAUAUCAUCUGGCAGCUCGGCAAGGCUGUGCACGAUGAUGCCCUUGCAAAGCACACAGUCAAGCACAUCUUAGUUUUUGUGAACCAGCGGGAAAAAGCUGAAGAGGUGGCGAAGUUUCUGGUCAUCAAAGGCGUCGAGGCUGUAUCCUUGACACGAGACACUACAGAGCAGCGACAGGCAGAAAUUCUAGCCUCGUUCACCGCUGUGGACAGGGUCGAAGGCGAAGACAAAGAAGAGAAAAAGCCGAAGAAAUUCUCCAGCUUCAUCCCCUUCGAUGAUACCUUUAAAGAAUUCAAGGAUAAACCGACAAGGCAUCUACCCAACACAAAAGUCCUAGUCGCGACAGAUUUGGCCUCCCGUGGAAUUGACACACUGGCAGUGCGUCAUGUUGUGCUGUACGAUGUGCCACAUACCACAAUCGAUUUCGUGCACCGCCUGGGCCGUAUGGGCCGUAUGAAUCGUCGAGGACGUGGUAUCGUUCUGAUGGGGCGUGAUGAUCGUAAAGACAUAAUUAGAGAGGUCAGAGAAGCGAUGCAUAAAGGUCAAGCUCUGAUAUAA